CCCAUCUACAUAAUGACUGAGCAGAGGUCCGGACCAGCGUCUGUGUCACAGGGUUUUGUUCACCAUAUAGCAGGAGUACAGCCCUCUGAAAGAAGGAGACUUUUUGUUACUGGUCUAAACCCCAAGGAUUCGGUCGGCUUUUAGAUUCAGGAAAAUACCUGAAUCAUUUACACCCGACCGCUAGUGUGUGUGAGAGAGCAUGUAUACGUGUGUACGAGUCUGUGCGUGCAAGACCGAGACAGCGUGAGAGUAGCUCUUAGCUCCGCCAUCAAUAACGGAUAGAAAAAGAAAUCGGAUCCCUUUUUUCCCCAGAACAUUUUUUUAGGAAUGAACGCGGAGACGUGCGUUUCAUACUGUGAUAUGGCAUCCAUGGAUUCGUAUUAUAGCCCGUCUGCACCCCAAGGCACGGAUCACCAAGGAAACCCUUUUAGGACAUUCCAGGCAAGUGAUACCAAAUACAGCCCCACUUUCAUGGCCAACAAAGGUCAGGUUUUUGGGGAAAAGUCGCGAAGCCCUUUCCAACAGGAUUGCCCGUCAUUGGAUGCGACAUCUGAGGAAGGCACCUUCCACAAAUACCACAUUUUCAUGCAAAGGUCUUCUUGCAAAACUCCUCCAGAAGACAGCAAACUUCACCAAGACAGCGGGCACGGCGGAGCUCUCAUCCCUUGCUAUGCCAAAGAGAGGACUGGUCUGAUAGAUUCAGACCUUUCCCCAAACAUCGACCCAACGGCGAUGGAGGGAGGCUACCUUAGUGUCAAGGAUCCUGGGGUGAAAGGCUCCCAAGAGAGGCCGGGCCCCGAGCUGACAGGGCCACUGGAGAAGGCUGAGGGCGAGAGCAACAAGGGCAAGAAGAGACGCAACCGAACUACAUUCACCAGCUACCAGCUGGAGGAGCUGGAGAAGGUGUUCCAGAAGACGCACUACCCGGACGUGUAUGCACGUGAACAGCUGGCACUUCGCACGGACCUGACUGAGGCACGCGUGCAGGUGUGGUUCCAAAACCGGCGAGCCAAGUGGAGGAAGAGGGAGCGCUUCGGACAGAUGCAGCAGGUCCGCACGCACUUCUCCACCGCCUACGAGCUGCCGCUGCUCACACGGCCUGAGAACUAUGCACAGAUCCAGAACCCUUCAUGGAUCGGGAGCAGCAGCACAGCAUCCCCGGUGCCAGGCUGCGUGGUUCCCUGCGACACGGUCACCUCCUGCAUGACGCCCCACCCCCACGCAGCCAGCGGCGUCUCCGACUACCUGGGGGCACCCAGCCCUGGGGGCCCCGUGGGACAGACGCACAUGGGCGGCCUGUUCUCCGGACCAGGAAUGGGUUCCGGCAUCAAUGGCUACGACCUCAACAUGGACCCUGACCGCAAGACGUCCAGCAUCGCGACGCUGCGGAUGAAGGCCAAGGAGCACAGCGCAGCCAUCUCCUGGGCCACAUGAGACCCAUAAGCCCCUGGGAGGCCAAUCAGUGGUCCAGCCAACAUGAGACAAAAGUAAACACUCAGCUUGCCAAGCAUUAACCGCCGUUUGAACUGUAACCCAAAGAAAACUACAAAUCUAAACUAAAAACAACAACCUUAGUAAUUAGAAUCGUCACUCCGGAAUCCUUGAGGCCUCUCACUAUUUCCGGAGCCUCCCUUGGGAGAUCCGAGAGGCAGGUGAUGAGGGGAUUCACAGAGUUGGCUGGCCUGGCCAAUCAGAGACAGCUACCGAUUCACGACAAAGGUACGCCAACCGAAAGCCAGUCGAGAGGUGAGUAGGACCAGCCAUCGCUCCCAACUCAAGAAGGUCAUGGAUGUUUGCGGCAUCAAGUACAACCACUGUCUGGGUUGGAUGAUGUUUACAAUGAAAAAAAGAAACAUUGAGAAAACUCAAUGAAUGAGGUAGAUUAAUUACAAACACAAAUUUCAUGUUAAAGUAUGCUGGAUGCCAAAACUGUUCUAGAGGUUUCUAAAGACUUUGUUAUUGGUCAGUACACAUAUUUACAGAAAUAUUUCCCCAAAAACUGCCGUUCAUUUCUGACACAGACCCCAUCACCUGGUCUCUUUACUGGCAGGCCAGCAUGCAGGGAGGUGACCAUCGACCCACACAUCACUACAUCCGAUGGAAACAAACACCCAGUGAGCUUGUAGUAAUUAAUCUGCACUGUCAGUCACAUCACGCUGAGCCAAAUGACAGGUGACUUAGAUGCUCCACUAAGUGGCAUGACUGACACAGCCACUCACAGCGGAUCUUCUCUCAAGCUCUAUCCAUGUCGUCACUAUGGACCUGAUAAAUCUUCCUAAGGAAGGUCUAGAUACACAUCAGGAACAGCUCAAACGCAUCAGAUUUAAGUCAGAUAUAUGCCAACACAGUCAUCAUGUUUCAUUCGGGAUGUGAGACUAAGGGCUGAUAUAGAUCCCAUCACAGCUGGACAGAGACCAUAGUACAGAACACCAAGGUCUACAAGUUUAAGGUUCAAGUUUUCAACCACAUUUUAUAGCGCCAAAUUUUAGAAAAAUAACUUCUUUGGAAAUACAAAAUAUUUGGAAAUCCCUUUUCCAUUAUCACAGUAAAAUAAAAGUGAACAGCAGUUAUGACCAAAAAAGUUUUAAUUUCAUUCCUGGAACAUAUCUUUGUUUUCUGAUCACUUCUCACAUUUGUACUAAAUCAAGUGGCUUCCGUAGAUUAGAAUCUCAGACAAAACCUCCAGCUCCUGAUGUUCCAUAGAUGAAGGUUCUGAAUAUACAACAUUACCUUGCUAAGACUGGAGAAAUAAUAUGGGGAGCUUCUCCUAUUUUCUCCCACUUCAUCAUUUGCCCAUAAAUGGCUUCCUUGCACUAUAUAUUAUCUUCCAAUCACUGAUCCUGUAAAAGGCCAAUGGGAGGGGCCUGGAGCCUAUCCCAGCCAGCAUAGGGCACAAGGAUGGGCAACGCCCAGUGUUAGAUACCACUCCAUGGCAGGACAUGCACACAGGCACACACCAGGAUAUUUACAGACAGUGAGGCAUGGGAAUUUUGGGAGUAAACCCACAAAAUACAGGUGCAGCAUGCAAACACCUCAUAGCCAUGGCGCAACCCAGGAGGGAUGAGGCACAAUGCAAAGCCUAUUAUGGGUCCAUUAACUUCAACAGCAUAGCAUAUUGAUAAAUAGGCGUAACUGUCCCACGUAAAGAACAUGACCUUAUGCCAGAAUAAGAGCAAACACAGCAACAUAGGAGCUACUUCUGCGCUGGGAGUUCAGCCUCAUGCAUCUCAGCACCGCAGCAAAUCAUUAGAUGUGAACAGCCCAGUCUGGAUGUUACUGGCACCCUUAAGAUUUCUGCUGCUGCGUUAAUGGCUGUAUUUGUGUCGGGGAGGGGGGCGGAGGGCUAGGGAGGACCACGCAGCCCCCAUGCUUCAGGAAGGACAGUGCAGGCAGUUGUGCUGGGGGGCCGAUGUAAAACAAACAUAUCCCACACGGGGCUCCCCUUUCAGCGCCGUGGGGCUCUGUGUCGCUCCCCCACUGACAAGCGGCAUUUUAAUUAAGGCCAGGUUCUCUGUGGACAGGGACUGUUGGUGCGAGAGCCUCAGAGUGGCUGCAGAACAUGGUCAUACUGGGCUGCUUUUUGGGCCAGAAAUAGGAGUCAGCAAAAGGCAACACUGAAUCCAGCAUAAUUGCUUAUUUUUAGUUGUCAUCUAUAUAGUUUAUCUUAAUCCUCCCAACUAGCAUUUGGUUAAUCACAUGGAAACGUUACAGGAAUGUAGCAACAACUAGUCCAUCUAUCUGACAUCUGCAUGGAUCCCAACCAGAAAAACUCACUACCUCACAGGCCAGCACUGUCACAUCACACCUCGAAGCUGGGGAGUCCGCAUCCUCCCCCCCCCCCCCCCCCCCCGUCCUGGGUGUCCUGCGGGAAUCCUCCAACAGCCAAAGCCAUGCAGCCCAGCACACUGGCAUCUCUCGAUUGCCUACAGUACAUGAGUGCAGUUGGGAUUCCCUGUGAUGGACUGGAAUCCUGCCGAGGGUCAUACCUGAAUAAGCAGUAAGCAAAAUGGACAUGUCCAAAUAUUGUGGAGAUCCAGAGUUCAGAAGCAGUACACUCAUAGUGCAGGAAAAGAUUUAGCUCAGGUGAACCGGCAAACAUCUUUGGGGGCAACCCAGAGAUUGUGAAGGGAAUGCAAUGUGCCUGCAGCUCGAGGUCACAGAGAUGCCGCUCUUAGACACUAUUAUGUUAAUCCCCCCGAAUUACUACAAGUGCCCAUUCACCUGCAAAGACGAGUAAAACUAAAUUAAUUAAAUGAAACACCCCCAUCUGGAUUCACUCACCUCAUCCCAUGUUCGCCAUUGCAAAUCACUGUUAGAGACCGUGACAAGGCUGACAGUAUUUUACAUUUAAGUUAACCCUCAAUUAAAAAUUGUCCCCUACACUUCUAAUACUACUGAAGUAAAAAAUGUUACACAAUGUAUUAUAUUAUUAAUUUUGGAGUCAUGUGUUACUUUUCUAUGCAAAUGAACUGAUGUAUUUGCAGUUUUAAACUAAGCAUCUUUAUAAAUCUAACUUGUUGUAAAGUAUUAUUGUACCUUAGGAGAAAAUUUAAGGUUAUUUUUUGUUUGCAUUUGAUUUAACCCAGGCUUUAAUGGCUUCAAAUUUGUAUAUAAACAUUAAGUUUUUACAGCUGUAAGCUGGAUUUUACUGCAUUUAAAUGUCUUACCUUUAA
Paramormyrops kingsleyae is the source of this 4673-nucleotide messenger RNA. RefSeq names its product ALX homeobox 4a (gene alx4a). Gene Ontology annotation, molecular function: DNA-binding transcription activator activity, RNA polymerase II-specific; RNA polymerase II transcription regulatory region sequence-specific DNA binding. Lineage: Eukaryota; Metazoa; Chordata; Actinopteri; Osteoglossiformes; Mormyridae. The record is from RefSeq and is a predicted model, not a curated record. Gene Ontology annotation, biological process: regulation of transcription by RNA polymerase II.